This is a messenger RNA of Geodia barretti, 648 nucleotides long. Lineage: Eukaryota; Metazoa; Porifera; Demospongiae; Tetractinellida; Geodiidae. The record is from the annotation of a GenBank genome assembly.
AUGUUGCACCUCCCCAAAAACUCGGGACCUGUGUUGCCCAGCAAUGUGAUACCGGGAAUCAUCCGACCGACCCAGGAAGGCGAACGUGCCUUCAACCCGUAUUCCCUUUUGCUCCAGGCCAGAAUCAUCUACCUUGGAACCCAGGUAGAUGAUGAUGUUUCCAACUCCAUCGUGUCACUUUUGUUGUAUUUGGGAUGGGAAAACCCCGAAGAAGACAUCCACCUGUACAUUAACUCGCCUGGCGGGUCGGUUCUGGACGGAAUGGCGAUCUACGACACUAUGCAACUUAUCAAACCGGACGUGUCCACCGUUUGCAUCGGCAAAGCGGCCAGCAUGGGAGCUGUUUUGUUGUCCGGUGGAGCGAAAGGCAAACGGUACUGUACACGCAAUUCCACCGUACUUAUUCACCAAGUGAUGGGCGGCAUCCAAGGCUCCGCCUCGGAUAUCGAAAUCACCGCGCAAGAGAUUUUGCGUUUGCGCCAGCGGUUAAAUACCAUCUUGUCUGAGAACUGUAAUCAACCUUUCGAUAAAGUGUCGCGAGAUUCCGACCGGGACUUCUGGAUGGACGCCGAGACUGCCGUGGAAUACGGAAUUAUCGACCAUGUAUUAACCGAACUUCCAGACAUUUUGACUCGAUCCGCCGCUUGA